Molecule: messenger RNA, 2999 nt
Organism: Brachypodium distachyon (stiff brome)
Lineage: Eukaryota; Viridiplantae; Streptophyta; Magnoliopsida; Poales; Poaceae
Exons: 8
Coding region: 378-2561 (727 amino acids)
Biological process (GO): mRNA destabilization
Cellular component (GO): cytoplasm
Molecular function (GO): mRNA binding
Source: RefSeq, a predicted model, not a curated record
CAACAGAAGCCGGCCACCUCAUCUCGUUACCAUCUCAGAAAAUACCUUUCGCCAUUUUGCGCUCCUUCCUUUCCUCCUUCACCUUUUCCUCUUCGUCGCCUUCUUUCCCCUCCGCUCCUCCCCUACCCAGCCUCUGCUCCAGCGCCACCAUGCUGGCUCCUACCGCCUACUAGCGCUACUGUGUCGGUUCCUCGCCCCGCCUUCCCCCAUCCCGCCAUGGUUGGGGUCGCCGGCCGGAAGCCCCCUCGCCGCGGCUUGAUUGAUUGGCUCCGCGUUUUAAUUCCGGGGUUUUUAAGUUGCCAGAGGCAUUUACCAUAUUGUGAGGGAACCUUGGUGAUUCUGAUCCAAGAAGGGGAAAAGGGGAUUUAGAGACCUACAUGAUGCCUGGCUUUGGUACUAAUUCAUACAUGAGUCCCGCAUCUCUACCUGCUAGAGUUGACUACAGCACAAGUAAUGGCUUUUCGGCUGAAUACAUAUAUGACCCAGGUCUUUCUUAUCCAGCUACAAAUGGAUAUGCUUACUAUGCAGGAUUUGAGCCACCUGUUGGAUGGAGUGAAAACACUAAUUUUUGGGGGGUAGAUGGUCAAUAUCUUCAACUGCCGAAUGACAAUCUUUCUUAUGUAUAUUGCACACCUGGCUAUGGAUUUUCUUUUUCUCCCCAAGAUCAGUACACCUAUAUGCCUGGGAUGUUUAUGGGGGUUGAUGGCUCAGCUGUAGGAAGUCAACAGUAUUUUGUUAGUCCAUAUCAGCCUCCUGACUCGCUAGCUGGUUACUACCCAAUAUUCAUCCAGCCCACCACAGAUUUGAGCUCAACUGCUUCCUUCGAGCCUCCUGUAUUCAGUACUGGCACAUCUGUUGCUAGUAGGCCUACUAAUACUAGCAUAAAAGAUAGACAUCAAAUCUCUGGAAAUACAUCAGCUUCUCAGACUGUCCCUUCUGGAAGUCCAGCUGAUGGGUUUUUCCAUCAUGCCUACCAGAAUAAAAGCACAAAUAAGCCUUGUGAUCUGGCAGGUGCUAAUGCGACCCGGCGUGACAAGCCUUUGACCUCACAUUUGACAAAUCCAGUGGAUGCUUCAUCAACUGACAAGAAUCUUCAGGUCACUUCAGGUCCAUCGAGCUCUGGGGAUAGGGGACCAAGAACAGUCAGGCCAGAAGUUGCGUCAGUGGAUACCACAACCAAAGCAGUGUCAAGAAGUACAGUGGAAAACAUUGUAAUACAUCCUGACCAAUAUAACAAGGUUGACUUCCCUUCAGAUCAUCCAGAUGCCAAGUUUUUUGUCAUCAAAUCUUACAGUGAGGAUGACGUGCAUAAAAGCAUCAAAUAUAAUGUGUGGUCCAGCACACCCAAUGGCAACAGGAGGCUGGAUGCUGCCUACUCAAAAGCACAAGGAAGAAGCCCAUGGAAGUGUCUGAUAUUUCUCUUUUUUUCGGUUAAUACAAGUGGGCAGUUUUGUGGUGUUGCUGAAAUGGUUGGCCCUGUGGAUUUUCACAAAGACAUGGAUUUCUGGCAGCAAGAUAAGUGGUCUGGGAGCUUCCCAGUGAAGUGGCAUCUCGUAAAGGAUGUGCCAAAUUCCACUUUUCGACACAUCAUAUUAGAGAACAACGAGAACAAGCCUGUCACCAACAGCCGAGAUACACAAGAGAUACCUUAUAAGUCGGGAAUAAACAUGCUGGCGCUAUUUAAGAGCAGUCCAAUGACGACAUCGAUUCUUGAUGAUUUCCCAUUUUAUGAAGGUAGGCAGAAAGCAAUGCUAGAGCAGAAACGCAGACACUUGGGUAGAAAUUUCAAUGGUCUUAAUUAUGUUCCAGCAUUUGUUGCUGAAAAGAGUGUUGUUGUGGAGGGUGGACCUUCUGAAGUAGGUAAAGGCCAAUUUAGCAACAAAUAUCCACAUUCAGGGAAAACUGGACAAGAUAGUGGUGCUUGUGAGCAAGCAGGCAAGACGAGCCAAAUGAAAGAUGGAGUGGCAAGGGCUACCCAAGUACUCAGAAGGGAGGGAGUAACAGUUGUUGAGGAACCUGAGCAUGUAAAAACAGAAUGUCAUAGUUUAGAUGCCAGAGAUCAUCAACAGACCGAGCACUGUUCCAGUUCUGCAUCACCAGAAAAUGUUGGAAAGAAACCUGCUAUCUUUAGCGAGCAAGUUAAAUCUAAUGGAAAAGGCUGUAAUGGCCGUAAAACCCAUCCUGUGAUAAACUCAUCCGAGCCCAAUUGUUCAUCUUGCCAAAAAGGUCCUUCUCAAGAAUUUGGUGGUCAUGUGACAUCAGAUUGUAUGAAAGAUCGUAUGAAAGAUGGUGCGUCUGGGAUAGCUGGGGAUAUAAAGUCUGCAAAAUUGCUCAAGAAACCAGAGGGCUUGUCAACUAAUCAAGUGGACAGGCAAGCGAAAGGCAUUGUUAAUGAGACGAAAGGAAUUACUCCUACUGACGUUGUAAAGGUUGGCUCAGUACACAUCAAGCUAAAUGUGGCCGGGUACUCGUCAUCAGAGGUUAUAGGUGAUGGAAUUGGUUCCCUCGAGCCAAGGGGAGAAGAACAUACCGAGCAGGCUAUCUCAACAAAAGUGAGUUAAGUGGAAUCUUUGUAACGAUCUGCAACUAAUUUUUUUUUCCUGUGUCAGUUUAACAUCUAUUUGUUGUGUCGGUUCAGUUUACCUGCGUUUUCUGGCUACCAUUGGGUUCUCAUCUUGACGACUGACAGCCUAACAUCCAGGUUACUUGGGGUUUGUGUAUAGGGCAUUUCUCUUCAUUUUUGUUACAUAAUCUCCAACAAGUCAUAGAGGUGGGGGAAAUGUUUUCUGUUUGUUGGAUUAAAUUUAGCAUCAUUGUGAUGGUUUGCAGUGCAAUGCAGUAGCAUUUUCAUGCCCCGACUGUUGGAGAUUAUCACCACCAGACUUGUGUUUUUUUGGAUUAUGCACUUGGCAUUGUUAUGGUGUGGAAAAUGCCCUUUGUUUAUUGUGAUGGUGUUCUUGGUGACGAUUGGAUUAUGCAUGUGGCAUCAUUGGGUGAAA